This is a messenger RNA of Priapulus caudatus, 486 nucleotides long. RefSeq names its product stimulator of interferon genes protein-like. The transcript has 2 exons. NCBI's taxonomy places the organism in Eukaryota, Metazoa, Priapulida, Priapulimorpha, Priapulimorphida, Priapulidae. Gene Ontology annotation, biological process: reticulophagy; positive regulation of type I interferon production; positive regulation of macroautophagy. Bases 7 to 486 code for a protein of 159 amino acids. Gene Ontology annotation, molecular function: cyclic-di-GMP binding; 2',3'-cyclic GMP-AMP binding. The record is from RefSeq and is a predicted model, not a curated record. Gene Ontology annotation, cellular component: endoplasmic reticulum membrane; autophagosome.
UUUCAGAUGUCAUUAGGAGAAGGACUUGCAUAUAACUACUAUGCCGGCUACCUAAAUCUGGUAUUGCAUAGUGUGGCAGAUAGGAUCAGCAGCAGUGAAUAUGGCAAAAGCACAACAAAUAAGAAGUUGUUUGUUCUAAUCCCUGCUAAUGGUGAGAUGCCAGGGAAGCUGCAGGACGCCGACAAGAGCAUACGACAGGUUGGAACGUUAGAUCCAUUGAUGAUAGACAGAGCUGGAUUCAAAAGAAAGUACCCUAACAACGUCUAUGGAUUAGUUCGUAAUGAAAAGGAGGUAACGUUCGUCGCUGACAUGCCAGCAAAUCUGCUCACGCUCCGAGACAUGACAGAAGAUUUCGAGCUGACUGGCUUCACAGAGCAGAGUAGUGUGUGUGCAGAUGAAGCGCGUUUGUAUCCGCAUCUGAGUGGAAUAGUUUACCUCCUGACGUUCGAGAUGCCCCCACCAUUUCGUCUUUUAAAGUCAGUCUAA